This is a messenger RNA of Punctularia strigosozonata HHB-11173 SS5, 2209 nucleotides long. Its product is annotated as alpha/beta-hydrolase. The record is from RefSeq and is a predicted model, not a curated record. NCBI's taxonomy places the organism in Eukaryota, Fungi, Basidiomycota, Agaricomycetes, Corticiales, Punctulariaceae. The transcript has 5 exons. Bases 67 to 2001 code for a protein of 644 amino acids.
CGACUACCCCGCAUUCCCCGCAACACGCUAGCCUAUACCUAGGCGAACACACUUUCUCCGUUUACCAUGGUCAAAAUGCACUCGGAACCGACUGUGCGCCACGAAGCGCUCGACACGACCUUCAUCGGUGUUGAACAUACCUUGUCAACUUCAGCAGCGCCAAUACACCAGUUCCGAGGCAUCAAGUACGCGACCAUUCCCGGCCGUUGGAGGCAGUCCAAGCUCUUCACGACCUAUGAACCCGGCACAAAUGCUACUAAAUACGGGCCAAUAUGCCCACAAACCCCAUACCACUCCCUCCCUGAAGGGCUGUCGCACGCGACGCAGCCCGUCUCGGACGAGUUCAACUGUUUGAACCUCAACAUCACCUGCCCAGGAAACCUGCUGCCCACGUCCCGAGUACCAGUUAUGGUUUGGGUGCAUGGUGGCGGCAAGCAAGGUUCCGGCUCCGCAUGGAUAUAUGAUGCGGGCUCCAUUGUUCAGAGGAGCAUCGCGCAAGAGAAACCGGUCAUCGUGAUUACGUUCAAUUACCGUCUCGGCAUCCUCGGAUCUGCUGCCAGCAUCGCGCUCCAGUCAGACAAUACGGAGACAGGAGACGCUGGUGUCGGCAACUACGGCCUCCGAGAUCAACAGCGCGCGUUCGAGUGGGUUCGCAACUUCAUCCUCGAAUUUGGUGGCGACCCAACGAACAUCACCGCCUUCGGCGAGUCUACCGGCGCCUCCGACAUCCUCUGCCACCUCCGCUCCGCUGAGAACGCCGCGCAUCCACUUUUCGCGCGCGCGAUCGUCCAGUCGCCCCUGGGCUCUAUCGAACACGACACACUGGACAUCGGCGCUGCCGGCUACCACCUCGCGAAGCUGAUGCGCCUCGUCAACGCCUCCACCGUUGAAGAGCUCCGAGCGGCCGACGUGCAGAAGCUCGUCCGGUUCUCCACCUGGCAGAACUUCCGCGCGACCGACGACGGUGUGUUCUUCCUCAAGGGCUGGAAGGACGCCGCGAACGUCGUCGAGGGGAACCUUAGCACCCACCGCCGACGGUCCACGGAGAGCGGCGGCGCCGUGGGCGUUGUCGCCGGUUACUUCUCCCGCGACGCGAUCCACGCCGCCGAACUGUACCGGCACCAGUCCGAAGGGCACCGACACGGCACGGCGACCACCCCCGGCUCUCCCCCAGGCCCCGGCUCGAUACACGGUCUACCGAUCCACCAGUCGCUCAUCAUCGGCGACUGCUCCUCGUCCAAUCUCCUCUACUCGCUCCCGGCCUCGCUUUGGGACGCCCCGAGCACCGUCCGGCGGAUCAAAGCCGUAUGCCAGAGCAUGCGCGCCGCGUCGACGCUCAUGCGCGUGUACGACAUCUCGACCCAUACCGAAGAAGAGGACGACCUGCCCGAACGCGUCAUCGACCUCCUCGGCGACGCGCGGUUCGCCUGGCCGACCGACUGCGCGUACGAGACGCUCCGCCGAUGCGCCGCGCACGGCGUGAAGGUCUACCGGUACAUGUUCGACGAGGAAGCGCCGCCCAAGGCCGCCUCCGCCGGCGUGCCCCGAUACGCGCCCGACCUCGCCUUCCUCUUCGACCCGGCCCCGCACCCGGACUCGCCGCCCCCGACGCGCUCCGAGACGAGCGGCCGGCCGCUGAAGGAUUACUACCCGGACCUCCCGCCGGACGAAGACGAGGAGGAGGAAGACGACUUUGACGACGGCGGCUGCUGGGAAUACGACGCGCCCGGCGACCUCGACGCGGACGAGUGGGAGUUCCAGAAGAUCCGGAACGCGAUGCAGGAGCGCUGGAUCGCGUUCGCGCACGGGGAGAACCCGUGGCGGGAGGAUCGGAUAUACGUGUUCGGCCCGGACGGAGAGACGGGCGAACGGAGCAGCAGCAUCGUCGAGACGAGGAGGCGGAGGCGCGCGUGGAAAGAGGCGUUUGAGCCGCUCGGCCUGAAGGCCGUCCAGAAGCUCGGAACGGAGCUGAGCAGCGGGCCGCUAAUGGCGAUGUCAUAGUCGACAAUCUCCUACGGAAAGAGACAGAUCGUCACUAAAAUGCGUAUGAACAUCUUCGCGCUGUUGUUUGUUGUAUCUAUUGCAUGUUUUCUGGUUAGGCUUACGGGACGUACAUUACAAGCUAGUUAGUAACGCGUUGUGUUAUAUAUAUUGUCAUUGCAGACAUACCUGUAACUCGCAGUUGACAGGGUCCUCGAAUAUCAAUCGU